UAAUGAAGAUACUUCAGGUUUUUCACUAUUCCAGUUACACUGAAUUCUGUUGAUUCUGUCAGGAGAAAAACUCAACAUCAUUUUAUCUCCUUCUUUUGAUACCUUUCUCACUCUCAAUCUCUCUCUCUCUCUCUCACUCACUCUAAUCUUCAUUCUCUUCCUGGUUACCUUUUUAUCAACAACAAUUUAAUCAACUAUUAUCUUCAUCAUUGUUUUUUUGUCUUCUAUUAAUUGUUGAUCAUAAUUGAUGAAGAAACGAAAAAUGUUGAGAAUGAAAAGUUUAUCAUGAACACAACUCAAAGAAAAAGUAAUCAAAAGUAAAAAUCGUCAUCAACAUUAAUCAGUAAUUUGAUUUCAAUCACUGCCUUUUGUUUAAAUGGUUAAGUAAUUAAUCAUCGUUAAUUAAGAUACUUUAUCAGUGUUGAUUUACAUUUGUUAAUUUCUUCAAUUAAUCAUCUUGUUCGAGUUUUAUUUUCUCGUGAGUUCUAAUUGGAUUACCAGAGACGAUUAAAAAGUAAAUCUUAUCAUGUAAUCAUCGUCUUAAUGGACGGAACAUCAUGGUAACGGCUUUUGGCCUAAGUACAAUUUACUAAAAAGUGGAUCGGGUAAACACUUUGAUACCACUGUAAAAGGUUGUGAGGGGCAAAGGGUAUUAACAUGGUUAAAAAAGUUCGAGGUGAAUCUUCACCACCACCACCACCAUCAUCAUCAUCAUCAUCAUCGCCGUCAUCAAAUUCUGAGGGACCAAUCGAAGAAAGUAAAAGUCGAAACAUUGGAUCUCGAACUUUACCUCAAAUCGAUCAUCCAUCUAUUAGUGAUUCAGGACAAGCUAAGAAAUUGAAAACUGAAUUACAGGGUAACACUGAUCCGGAACUUGCUGUUCAAAAUUCAGGUAAAAGUUCAUUGGUAUUACCUAAUAAACAUUCAUCGAUCGCCUCAUCAACACCCCGAGUUUCGAGGUUCAAUUUUAAUUGGACUAAAAGUUGCUCGUCUUCUGAAAGGCAACCAUGUUAUUGGCGCUUGGUUACACUUUUUUUAGUAUUCAUAAGUUUUACACUUCUCUCAAUUGUUGCUUAUCAUCAAGUAGGAAAACUUUUGGAUCCCAUGGUGAUUACUCAUGAUCGACAUGAUUGCGUCCCAAUGAAAGUGGCUUUUUGUAUAAAGCACAACGUACGUUAUUCACAUGUUACCUUACCGAAAUCAAUUGAUGGUGAAAUAAACCAGGAAACAAUUAACAUACAAUUAACUGAAUAUGAUCCAAUUCUAAGCGUUAAAUGUUAUUCGCUUCUUCCUUUGUUUCUUUGCUCAUUAUCAACUUCCUUCUGUAACUCAACAUCCCAACCAAUUAAACCUUGUCGAAGCUUCUGUAAAGAGGCUCUUCGUCGAUGUGAUUUUUUUCUCAGUGUAUUCUCAUUGGAAUGGCCUUCAGAAAUUGAUUGCGAUCAAUAUACAGAUAAUCCAGAUCCUGAUGUAUGUAUUGGUUUUCGAGAUAAUCAACGAUUGAUUCGCAAAAAUCGAGCAUGUAACACGGAUGGUUUUCGUUGUGAUGGAAAUCGUUGUUUACCUCGAAGUUGGUUGUGCGACGGUUUCCUCGAUUGUGUCGAUGGUUCUGAUGAACGAAAUUGCAGCUCUUGUACAAAUGAUCAAUUCCAUUGUGGUAAAGGUCGUUGUAUUGAUAAGAAAGAUAUUUGUGAUGGAGUUCGUGAUUGUCACGAUGGUCGAGACGAGCGUCAAUGUUUACGAUUAAGACAGUCAAUGGGCAGAAUGGGACGAGGUCGAUUAGAGGCUUGGUCAGCUUCAGAUAAUAAUUGGAAUACUGUUUGUGGUGAGAAUUGGGAUUCCCAGUUUAUGUCAGCGAAAGCAUGUAAAAUGCUAGGCUAUCGAGUAGCUCAAGAGACGCGAUUAAAAGAUGAAACUUUUGAAGGUCCUAAAGAUCGAAUGGGCCAACAAUUGACCAAAACAAUGUUUUACAAAGGAAGAGAAAAGGGUUGUACCAAUUCGAGUAAAAUCUCGGUUUAUUUAAAAUGUACCAAUUUCGAAUGUGGUAAAUCAGCUGUUUCUUAUGGUGUUAAUUUUCGUAUUGUUGGUGGAACUGAAUCAAGACCCGGACAGUGGCCAUGGUUAGCAGGUCUUCAUGGUGGACCCGCUGAGAUAUUUUUUUGUGGCGGGAUUUUAAUCUCCCAAAGAUGGAUACUUUCAGCAGCCCAUUGCAUUGGAAAUCAAACUGAUGUAACUGGAUUAACGGUUAAAUUGGGUCUAACUCGACGGACAUCAUCUCCUUUUCUGGUUCGAAGGCAAAAAGUUUCAGCCGUAAUCAAACAUCCAGGUUUCAAUCUGGCAAAUACUUAUGGAAAUGAUAUUGCACUUUUAUUAUUGGAAGAAUCGGUUGAUUUUGAUGAGUUUUUAAGGCCAGUUUGCUUACCCGUCGGAGCGGAAAACUUAAUUCCAGAUAAAAAAUGUACCGUAAUUGGUUGGGGUAAACCUAAUCAUGACGAUGAAGCAGAUUAUUUAAAUGUUAUCCAUGAAGUUAAUGUUCCCCUAGUUAAUCAUUCGGUUUGUGCUCAAUGGUAUCAACUACAAGAUAUAACGAUUGGUGAUAAAAUGCUAUGUGCAGGUUAUCCUGAAGGUAAGAAAGACGCUUGUCAAGGUGAUUCAGGUGGACCACUACUCUGUCGUAAUCAAGAUGAUUCCUGGUAUGUUGCUGGUAUCGUUUCUUGGGGUAUUAAUUGUGCUCAACCAAACCUACCAGGAAUCUAUACAAAUGUUUUCAUGUAUCGAGAUUGGAUCACCCAAAUAACAGAGGAAUAUGGUUACCCACUGGAAACGACGACUAAUUCAGGAGAUUUAUCUGACUAACAAUAGAACUCAAUAGAUUAACUAUGUAAUAACUAUUCUGAUUAAAAAAUUUAAAAUUCAAAUUUAUAUCUUUGUACUAAUCAAAAUCCAUGUUUUGGACUGCCAUCUAUUGCCUCUGUUUCCGUUCAC
This is a messenger RNA of Panonychus citri (citrus red mite), 2985 nucleotides long. RefSeq names its product atrial natriuretic peptide-converting enzyme-like. The record is from RefSeq and is a predicted model, not a curated record. Bases 658 to 2856 code for a protein of 732 amino acids. Gene Ontology annotation, cellular component: membrane. Gene Ontology annotation, biological process: proteolysis. NCBI's taxonomy places the organism in Eukaryota, Metazoa, Arthropoda, Arachnida, Trombidiformes, Tetranychidae. The transcript is spliced from 6 exons. Gene Ontology annotation, molecular function: serine-type endopeptidase activity; protein binding.